AUGCCAGGCCGUGCUCGGAAAGGGGGAAAUGCCGUGCUGCGGCGUAGAGGCUCCGGGCGGGCAUCUGCUCAGCGGAGUUUUCGACAGGCCUGGUCCGAUGCGCGAACGCCACAGCUCCCUGGGGAGGCGGAGACGGAAAGGGGUGGGAAGCCUUUGGUCCUGGUGAUGCAGCUGGCCACCGCAAACCUCUGGGACUCCUUCUGCCAGUACACGGCGGCGGUCAAUGCGCAAUGGGCCCAUCGCCUGGGUCACAGGUACAUCCUCACCGGCGGCGAGUACCUCCAUCGAGCCGACCUUUGGCGUGGAGGUAACGUGCGAGCCGUGCUCGAGGUCAUGAAGCAGGCGCCGGCAGAGGUGGAUUGGAUCUUCCACCUGGACUGCGACGCCGCCCUGGUGGAUUUUUCGAAGGAUGCCCUGGCGGCCGUGCUGGCGCGCCACGGCUCCGCGGAGCUUCUGCUGAGCCGGGACGAGUCCGGCUUCGCGGGGGGAUCCCGGCUGAGCAACAUGGGCACAGGGCUUUGGCGCCGCAGUGCGUGGACCGAGGAGUUCCUGGAAGCCUGGUGGCAGGAGCUGGAGGGUAAUCCGAGCCGCAACGAGCAGGAGGUGCUCGAGCACUUCAUCACCAGCAACACGCACGGAUGCUUGGACGGGCGCCUGGUGCUGCUGCCGGCCGGCCUGCUGAACAGCGAGUCCAGCAAUCCCGUGGCGGCGCCGGCGGCUCGGCAACCCGUGGUGCACCUGGCCGGGCUGCCGGGCCCCGUGCGCACGGAGGUCUUUCGGGAGCUCUGGGCCGAGCAGUGUGGGCAGAAGCCUCCCGGCGGCGACUGGGGCAUGCGUGACCGGCUCCUGCGGUCGCUGGGGGAUCAUACACUCUCGCUGGGUGAUGCUCCAGAGGGCGAGACCUGGGCGGAGGCCUCCGCCGCCAGCCGCGCGGCGCGGCGUCUCGCCCUCAUGCUCGUGCGGGGCGGCACACGACGGGAGGAGGCCGACUUCUUCUUGCGCCUGGCGGUGCGGCGUGUGCGCCUCCUGGAGGAGCACGUGGCACGUGGCGGCGCAGGAGGCUCAUCCUCCGCCUUGGCCCUCCAGCAUUCGCUGGACAACCUGGUUGGGCCGUUGCUGGAGCUGGGCUACAACGACGAGGUGAGUGCUCCGCUGCAGCAGUGCCGCGUGCUCUUCUUCAAACCGGACUUCGCGGAGGUUGCCGAGAACCUCUCUGCGCGGCUGGCGGAAGGGACGCUGACGCUGCAAGAGGAAGGGUCUGACAUCCAGCAGCUCAGCCUUGGGGAAGGUGUGGUGGAGGCCUCUCUGCGGCGCUUCGCGGACCACGUGGCGGUGCAGCUGCGGGUCACCGAGCAGUUCCUGGCGCGCUGGGAGAGCUUGGCGCAAGGCAAGGACCUCGCAGAGCACGAGGCAGAGCUGCUGUGUCGGCAGUGCGCAAAGCCUUUGCUGCGGGAGCGCAGCGGAUUGGAGGGCCCGCUGCAGGCGCUGCAUUUGCCCACGGACCUCUGGCAGGCCUGUGCGGAGGUGGUGGCGUGCGAGGAGUGUACGCCGCUGGGCCAAGGCCACCUGCGAGCUGAGCCGGGGCGCCUCUUCGUAUCCGCACAGACCUUCCUCGUGGCCCGAGGCGACCUCAGCCCUGGCGUGGCCACGGCUCGGGGCCUGCUCUGGUGCCUCUGCGGCGCCGUUGUGGGCGAGGGCGAUUCCAGCGCCGGCGCGGGCGCCGGCGAUGCGGGCGCCGCGCGGAGGCGCCCGAAUCUCUGCGGCUGGGGCCAUGUCUGCAAGAACGCCGGGGUCCUGCUCUACAAGCACCGCGCCACGAUGGGCGGGACGUUUGACCCCUUGGCGCCCUACACUGAGGAGGCCGCAGCGCUGGCGCACCUGCUAAGCUUGCGGGCCAGUGAGGGGCAGUCGCGCUUCGUGCUGCUGCCGAGCCACCCGUGCAGCGAGCAGCCGAAGGGGGAUGAAGUGGCGGAGGCUCUGGAGCUUCGUUUGCUGCUGCCGGAGCUGAUCCUGCAGAUGGGCGACCAGAUCCAGAAGGCCGCCAAGGUGCUCUUUCGGCCGCUGAAAGUCUCGGACCUCGGCGCUUCGACCCAAGUGGUGCUGCCGCAGGAAUCCUUCGAGGCCGUGUGCCGGAGACUGACGUCCUGGACGCAGAGGCUGCCGCCUUCGCUCUCUGCGGCGCCGCAGAAAGGCUGGAAGAGCAGCUUCCUGCCCCGCGCGCCGGACGGGAUCCUGGAGAACCUCUUCCGGGCGGGCUACGAAUCGCGCAAUGACAGUUUGGACGCCGCCGUGCGGGCGGAGAACCUGGCGGCGGUGCUGCAGAGUCGGCCGGGCCGGGUGGAGGAGGCGGAGGCUCUGGUGAGAGAGGCGCUGUCCACCCUGGAAACCGCCUUCCCGCCGGAGGCCGGCGACGUGCGGCCCGCCGGUGCACGAGCCAGGCUGGCGCAGAUCCUGCAUCUUCAGGGCCGCACCGCUGAGGCGGAGCCGCUGCUGCGCAGUGCGCUGGAGGCUUAUGAGAAGUCCCUGGGAGAAGACCAUCCGCAGGCCUUGGGCUGCGCUCGGAACCUGGCGGUGCUGUUGAAGCAGCAGAAGACCAAGCUAGCAGAGGCGGAGGCGCUGCUGCUGCGGGCGGCCAAAGGCUACGCCGCCGCCUGGGGCGAAGAACACCCGGAGACGCAGCGCCUACGCAGGAACCUCGGAAACUUCCGGCGCUGGCGAAAGGAGGUGAAGGGACACCCCUAA
Molecule: messenger RNA, 2742 nt
Organism: Effrenium voratum
Lineage: Eukaryota; Dinophyceae; Suessiales; Symbiodiniaceae
Source: the annotation of a GenBank genome assembly